Labeo rohita (rohu) is the source of this 706-nucleotide messenger RNA. Its product is annotated as histone H2A-like. Gene Ontology annotation, cellular component: nucleosome. Gene Ontology annotation, molecular function: protein heterodimerization activity; DNA binding; structural constituent of chromatin. The transcript has a single exon. Bases 26 to 412 code for a protein of 128 amino acids. NCBI's taxonomy places the organism in Eukaryota, Metazoa, Chordata, Actinopteri, Cypriniformes, Cyprinidae. The record is from RefSeq and is a predicted model, not a curated record.
AACAAAACAUUUCGAAAUUUUCAAAAUGAGCGGAAGAGGCAAAACCGGUGGUAAAGCCAGAGCAAAGGCUAAGACUCGCUCAUCCAGGGCAGGACUGCAGUUUCCCGUCGGCCGUGUGCACAGGCUUCUCCGUAAAGGCAACUAUGGUGAGCGUGUCGGUGCUGGUGCUCCCGUUUAUCUGGCAGCUGUGCUCGAGUAUCUCACCGCCGAGAUCUUGGAGUUGGCUGGAAACGCCGCAAGAGACAACAAGAAGACCCGUAUCAUCCCCCGUCACCUGCAGCUGGCGGUGCGCAACGACGAGGAGUUGAACAAACUCCUGGGCGGAGUGACCAUCGCUCAGGGCGGUGUGUUGCCCAACAUCCAGGCUGUGUUGUUGCCCAAGAAAACCGAGAAGCCCGCCAAAACCAAGUAAAUUAACGCGGUUUUGUUUACUGGAAACUCCCAAAGGCUCUUUUAAGAGCCACCCACUCUCUCCUUAAAGAGCGACUUUAUAGAUAAGUGAAACAAGUAGUUAUUGAAACGUGUGUAAAGGCAUUGUGAGCCUUAUUUGGUGUUGUGGUUAACCACUUCUAUAAACUCUGAGUUGUAUAUAAUUGUGUUAUAGCAAAAUUUUGUUUUUCUUGGGUGGAAACUAACAAAAGCCGGAAUAGUUUCACCAGUACAUAUUAAUUCAUAGAAUAAAAAGUUUAUUUGUGUGCCCACUGAA